AUGGCUCCCCUUCGUUACGUCAGCCUCAUUUCCGAGACACGUUGUCAGAACUGCUGUUCAGAGGGGGUCUUUCAAGUAUGCUGGGUUGCGCGACUCCGCUUGUGCGAGGAAUGUUUCAAUAAAUUGUUUGUCCAGAGCCCAAUCUGUCCGAAUGGUAUCGAUGAGGCCGCCUGGAAGAAAGCACAGCGCCAUCACAGUGCUACGCUUCCGUGGUCUAGCAGAAGGUUUUCAUAUUCAAAGGCUAUGUGCGCCGUUGCCAAAGAGCUCCGAGGACUCUCACCGUCCGAUCAAAACUGUUACGUCGACAGGCUCGCAGGAAUGUACAGUGAACAAAUGGUUCGAAAGACAUUUUUAAAGAGGAGAGGAGAGCGCCUCGCUAUGUUUCUUGAACUUCAACGUCGUGAUUUUUCGAGGAUCGUAGCCUACAUGGAGACAUUGGGUUACAAGGAGCUGAUCGCUAACGACGAGAUUCGAGAUUCAUUGUCGACAUACCCUCUCGUUCUCUCGGAUCGUGUUGAAUGGUCUCACCCCAAGGCAGCUAUUAUCGAAUAUCUAGAGGACUACGCGCAAAGGACUGCUUUGUACAAGCGUUUUCGCAGCCUCGGUGGACUUUUGCUCAGUAUGGAGACAAAGUUUCCUGUGGUGCGAUGCCACGAGACCUACAUCGACAUUGCCCUCCUUCCUGAAGUCAAAAAAGUGCUGCACAUUCACUACAAACGCGAGAUAUCAAAGCCGGAAUGGAAAAAGCUCCGCAGAGUCAUCCCGGCCGCAUUCAGUCGAUGGCGCCGAACUGUCGAUUCCUAA
Heterobasidion irregulare TC 32-1 is the source of this 804-nucleotide messenger RNA. RefSeq lists its product as uncharacterized. The transcript is spliced from 6 exons. The coding region runs from base 1 to 804 and encodes 267 amino acids. Lineage: Eukaryota; Fungi; Basidiomycota; Agaricomycetes; Russulales; Bondarzewiaceae. The record is from RefSeq and is a predicted model, not a curated record.